GCGAAGCCGUAAAUUGUUACUACCUAACCUUCACUUUCUCACUCUCUCUUUAUCUACCUAAUUCACCACAACAACCCAUAGACAGCUUUGCGGCCUGUCGCGACUCCAAUUUCUCCAACAUGACAAGAUAGACCUUGCGAUGGCGCUAGAUGCAACAAACGGCUUCGCUGCUGCCAACGGCGUGCACGCUCUUACCGAUGAGAGCUUGCCCAUCUUCGAUGUCGAACCGGUACAGCUCCAAUUCUCUAUCGCCGCCGACUUCGUUGCCGCCCAAGUCUCCAACAAUGUGCUAGUACUAGCCUUGUCUAAUGGACGAAUAUUACGCAUAGAUCUCAAUCGACCGGAGGAUAUAGACGACAUCGAUCUUCCUAAACGAGUUUCCGAGGUCGGCAUUAUCCGGCGCAUAUUCCUCGACCCUACAGCCUCUCAUCUGCUUAUUUGUACCUCCCUCGGCGAGAACUACUACCUACAUACACAGUCACGACAGCCCCGACCUUUAAGUAGGCUACGCGGCGUCCCAGUUGAGUCUGUAGCUUGGAACCCGUCGCUACCCACCUCCACGACCCGCGAGAUCCUAAUAGGUGCCUCCGAUGGAAACAUAUACGAAACGUUCAUCGAAACCUCGACCGAAUUCUACAGGAAAGAGGAGAAAUACUUAAAGGCGUUACACAAGCUUCCAGAUGGGCCAAUUACAGGAAUAUGGGUUGACAAUCUAGGAGGGAAGAUUGAUAUGAGGAGGGUGGUUAUUAGUACGCAGGGCCGUCUGUUUCACCUCGCUGGGAAAGUCGGACGAAGCGGUCAUGAAGGUAGCGGUUCGAUCUACACGAGGUUAUUCGACUCCGAGCAACCGGUUAUACAUGAGAUCUCUCGAGGCUCAUCCCCCGCUCCUUCGAUGUUAGCUAUAUCGCCGGAUUCUCCGGAUACCAACGCAUACGAAAACCUUGCCCCAGAACGAGCCUUUGCGUGGCUUUCUUCGCAUGGCGUCUACCACGGAAAACUUCUGACGGGCCCGUUGAAUAACGACUUCGGGAAUAAGGUGUUCGCGGAAUCUAAACUUCUAUCGAGAUCACAAGUGGUCACAACAGAGACGUCUGGACGGAAGAAGACGCCUUCAGAAUUCGUGGAUGCGAUCGCACUAACACAAUGGCAUAUUAUCGGCCUAGUUGGCGGCCGUGUUGUAGCCAUAAACCGGUUGACUGGUUCACUCGUCUAUGACCAACCAAUAUUAGACCAAGGGCAGAAAGCUUUAGGCCUCUAUGUCGACCAACAGAAAAACACAUUCUGGCUUUUCACUACCCAAGAAAUAUUCGAGAUCGUUGUUAGAGACGAAGAUCGAGAUAUAUGGCGGAUAAUGCUUCAGAGACAACAGUUUGAUAGGGCUAUGCAAUAUGCUCAUACUCCAGCGCAAAAGGAUGCUGUUUCAACGGCAUCGGGCGACUAUCUGGUCGAAAAGGGCCUGUUCGUCGAAGCUGCCGGUGUAUACGGUAAAAGCAGCAAGGCCUUCGAGGAUGUCGCUCUGGCCUUUAUUGAUCAUAACCAAAACGAUGCUUUACGAAAGUAUCUUAUCACGAAACUCACGACAUUGAAGAAGGCAUCCAUUAUGCAGAGAAUGAUGAUAGCGACGUGGCUAGUUGAGAUAUUCAUGGCAAAACUCAAUUCUCUAGAAGACUCUAUUACUAUGGAAGCCGAGUCGACAGAAAAUGAGAGCCGGAAACAAUCGCGGCAGCAACUUGACGUUGUUCGAAACGAAUUCCACGGAUUCGUUAAUAAGCACAAAUCUGACCUAGAUCGGAAGACGACCUACGAUGUUAUCAGCAGUCAUGCUCGAGAAGACGAGCUUCUAUUCUUCGCUAACGCCGUCAACGAUUAUAAUUAUGUCCUAUCAUAUUGGGUGCAGAGGGAACGAUGGACGGAAACUCUGAAUGUGCUCAAGAAGCAGACGGAUCCUGAAGUCUUUUAUCGGUACAGCAGUGUAUUAAUGACACAUGUUGGACACGAGCUGGUGGAAAUAUUAAUGCGACAUCCUAAACUCGAGCCAAGGAAAAUCAUACCGGCUCUUCUUGAUUACCAUAGAACCUUUACCGGAACGCUUCUCCAGAACCAGGCCAUCCGAUACCUACAAUUCGUCAUUAACCAAGUUCACUCGACAGACGCGGCUGUCCACAAUACACUCGUAUCUAUCUAUGCAUCACAAGCAUCGAAAGACGAGUCCGGGCUACUGGCGUAUCUCGAAUCCCAAGGCGAGGAACCUCAUUUCGAUCCCGAUUUUGCUCUCCGUUUAUGUAUACAGCACAAGCGAACCCUGUCAUGCGUACACAUCUACACCAAUAUGGGCCAAUACGUCCAAGCCGUCGAUCUCGCCCUUUCGCAUAAUGAAAUAGAAUACGCCUCCGUCAUCGCAGACCGACCUAUGACCAACCCUACCCUUCGGAAGAAGCUCUGGCUCGCGGUUGCUCGGAAGGUUAUCUCACAAUCGAACGGGAUCAAGACGGCGAUAGAGUUUUUGAAGCGAUGCGACCUUCUCAAGAUCGAGGACCUAAUCCCAUUCUUCCCGGAUUUCGUCGUAAUCGACGACUUCAAGGACGAGAUUUGCGAGGCACUUGAGGACUACUCGCGUAACAUCGACUCCUUGAAGAAAGAAAUGGACGAGAGUUCACAGACCGCAGCGAAUAUUAAGGUCGAUAUCAAGGGCCUCGAUCAUAGGUACGCGAUUGUUGAGCCCGGUGAGAAGUGCUAUGUUUGCGCCCUGCCGCUGCUCAGUAGACAGUUCUUUGUGUUCCCGUGCCAACACGCGUUUCACUCGGAUUGUUUGGGUAGGAAGGUACUCGAGCAGGCGGGUGUUGCGAAGAGUAGGCGUAUUAGAGAGUGCCAGGUCCAGAUUAGUAAGGGCUUGGUAAGUGGUUCGAAGAAGGACGCUAUGGUUGCGGAGCUGGAUGCGUUGGUGGCUUCUGCUUGCAUUUUGUGUAGCGAUUACGCGAUUAAACGUAUUGACGAGCCGUUUAUCACGGCGGAAGAUGAUAAGGGCGAAUGGGCUCUAUAGUAGGUGUUUGCAGUGCUAUGAGAGUUCACAUAUUUUGUGAUGUAUUGCCCAGGGAAGGGCGUUGUAUAUCAGAUAGCGAGAUGGGAAGAUAUGGUUAGGAUUCUCGUCGCUUCAAAGAGAAAGACGAAUAGGUAGCUUGUUAGAGAAAUUGAUACCCAUUCAUUUCUAUUA
Molecule: messenger RNA, 3211 nt
Organism: Hypoxylon trugodes
Lineage: Eukaryota; Fungi; Ascomycota; Sordariomycetes; Xylariales; Hypoxylaceae
Product: Pep3/Vps18/deep orange family-domain-containing protein
Exons: 3
Coding region: 140-3040 (966 amino acids)
Biological process (GO): intracellular protein transport; vesicle-mediated transport; vacuole organization
Cellular component (GO): endosome; HOPS complex
Molecular function (GO): protein-macromolecule adaptor activity
Source: RefSeq, a predicted model, not a curated record